This is a messenger RNA of Spirodela intermedia, 11860 nucleotides long. The record is from the annotation of a GenBank genome assembly. Lineage: Eukaryota; Viridiplantae; Streptophyta; Magnoliopsida; Alismatales; Araceae.
AUGGGUUUGCUGCUGCUGUUGUGCUUCCUGUGGAUGGCCACCACGGCGCACGGCCAGUUAGGCUCAGGUAAAAGAAACUCUCCUGGUCGCGGCUUCAGACGGAAGUCUGAUCUUCAUCAUCACGAACCAAUUUUCUAAUCUUUGCAGGAUUCAUCAGCAUAGACUGCGGUUUGGAGGGGGGCUCAAACUACACAGAUCAGUUCUCGGGGAUUGUCUACUCGCCGGACACCGGGUACGUCGACGGAGGCGUAAACGUGGCGGUCCCCUCGGCGCCCGACAUCAGCUCCCUCGCCCAGAGGUAUGGCAGCAGCCGGCAGCCCUGCGUUUUAGUUAGAUGAUUUAACAGACGUGCGAUUAUUCCAACAGAUAUUUCACUCUGCGGAGCUUCCCCAACGUGACUCGGAACUGCUACACGAUUGGCCCCAUCGAGGCGGGUGGCAAGUACCUGGUAAGAGACGGGUUCUUGUACGGCAAUCACGACGGCAAGAACCAGGCGCCGGAGUUCGAUCUGUACCUCGACGUAAACGUCUGGCAGACCGUGCAGACGCUGGCGGACGACACUGUGAUAGCGGAGAUCAUCGCCAUCUCCCCCGCAAACGUGAUGCAGGUCUGCGUGGUGAACACUGGUAUGGGGACCCCCUUCAUUUCCGUCCUGGAGGUGAGGCCCCUUCCAGAUUUCCUGUAUCCGAUCGUCAAACAAUCCCAGGCGCUGGUCCUCCACGAGAAACGGGUCGACUAUGGUGGAAGCAAAAGCACGAGGUCAGAGCACCUAAUCUGUCGCUCUGUGGCUCCGUCUCCCUCUUUCUAACUCUCUCUCUCUCCUUGGGGACUAAAUACGGUGACAGGUUUCCGGCGGAUCCUUAUGACCGCAUCUGGUUCAUAGCCUCUAACCGGACGGGGUGGAGGACGGUGAGAACAGACGGGCACAUCAACACACCCGAGGGCGACAUAUCACGGGUGUCGGCGAACGUUCUGACGACGGCGACCGUCGCCAAGAGCUUGGCCUUCAAGUUGUCAUGUGGACCCGAGGAAAAGCUCUACGUAUUCAUGCACUUCGCGGAGCUCCAGCAGCUUGGGUCCAACGAGACGAGGGAGUUCAACGUAUUCUUGAACGGUGAACUGUGGUAUGGGCCAUACAGGCCGAAGUACAUGACUGCCAUGACUCUGUAUACCAACAGGGCGAGAACAAUAACGACGUAUAACUUCACGCUCGAGGCCACGGCAAAUUCUACACUACCUCCCAUCAUCAAUGCCCGCGAGGUGUACAGCCUGAAACAGCUGGAGGAGUCGCCCACCGACGCCCGCGACGGUGAGUCGCCGUUUUCACUCCUCUUGUACACAUCAGGGUAUGUGGUUGGAAUCGAGGAUCACGGCUAAGCAUUCGGUGAAACGCUCUUCGCGGCUAUCAUUAAAACAGCUAAACAAGUACACGCAUGAAUAAAGGGCCAUGCUUUUCUAUUUAAUCCCAAUCGAUUUAUUUUCACAUCAUUAUGGCCAGGCGUCAUUAUUGCCUAGCUGUCACAUAUAUUAAAGUGAUUCUAUUUUUUCCUACGUGACAGCUAACGCGAUCCUGAAGUUUAAAGAUUUCUACAAAGUGAAGAAGAAUUGGCAAGGGGACCCGUGCUUUCCCCGAAAUAUGACGUGGGAAGGUGUAAGCUGCGGCUACGAUGCAUCGGAGAACCUUCGGAUCGUUUCUCUGUGAGCUUUUCUCCUGGAAAAUAUCACUGGGGGCAGCACAUAAUGUACAUCAAUCCUGUUGUUUAGCACAACCUCGGACAUUGAAAGGGUGUUGAAAUUCCUCGCAGAAAUUUACCCCACAGUGGAUUGGCCGGCGGCAUUUCUCAGUUUAUAGUCAAUCUCACGGCUCUAAAGACGUUGUGAGUGUUCUUGAACUUUUCCCUAAUUUGAGGUUGAUCAGAUGGUGUGGUCCUAUAGUAUUGAAUUUAUCUGAAGAUAAAUCGAUAAUGUGCAUAGUAUUUCUUCGAGGGAUUUGGAUAAAAUUAUAUCCGAAGGGUGUCAAUGAGCUGGUCGUCGUCGACAUGAAGGGUCUGAUCUUUUGGAUUGGGUGAAAUAAGGACCGGGUUAUCAUGUCACUGCUGUCAUUCUCAUGCCCCAUGGCCACCACAAGUUCGGAGGACUCGGCCGAUACUGCGUCUGGCACAUUUUUUAUCUGGGCAUUGACUAUGGUGCCCGGUUCAUGGACUUCCUUCGAUGUUAGUCCGAUUAACAUUCGUUGAAGUUGGCUGCUAUAUUUUCCUCCUUUCAUCUCAGGGACUUAUCGCAGAACAAUUUGACUGGAGAAAUUCCUAGUGAUCUCGGAGAGCUGCCGAAUCUUCAAGUCUUGUAGCUUCUUGAAACCCUUGGCUUCGUUAGUUCAGAAAUAUGUUGACGCAAGAGUUAGAGAUAGAUUUUUCUAUUUUGCAGGAACUUGGCAAACAACCAACUAACAGGAAAGAUACCUGAAAUUAUUUACAAAAAAUCACAAAACGGGACAUUGUCAGCAAGGUAACCCCUUUAUCUAGAUGAAUCGUGGUCUAUGCUUGCGCAAAAGAUUUGAAAAUGAUAAAUCUCCCAAAAAUUUUAACUCUUCGGUACAUGACCAACAACUUAUAUGAAUGAUCUUCAAGGCAGAUGUUUUCUGAAUGAUGAAUAGCUACAACUCGAAAGAUAAAUAAAAAAGGGAUCAAAUUUCCACCAAAUCUAUCAAUUUGAUCGAUACUAGACAUUAGAGAGAUCAAAUGCGACUGAACCAGACCCAAAAAAAAGCUGUAUUAGUUAUAGUUGCAUUUAGAUGAGUAAGGAGUUGGAAGAAAUAAGGAUGAUGUUCAAGGACACCUUGAAUGGGCAUCUAGUACUGCAUUUAGCUUUUCUAUUUGCGAAUUAAUAAGAAAUUCGGAGACUUGAUAAUCCCUUUUCAAAAAAUUAUGACACAAAGAAAAACGUUAUAAACUGAUCAUAGAAAAUCAUGUUGGAAAUUUUGUGAUUUUCAUAUUUUUUUUACUGUACAGUGAAUAUGCAUGGACUUUAACUUCAAAUCAAGUAAUAAAAUGACUUUUUGCUAUAUGAUGUAAGCGAUGCAUAAGAUGAGAUUUAAGUAUUAAACAUUCAUUCAUAUGGUAGUGCUUAUUGCCCCAUUGGUUUUCAAAAUUAUGGUUUUACUGCAAUUUAAACACUUAUGCUCCAUGUUUGUUUGGUUAAAAAUGCAGCACUGAUGGCAACACAAAACUUUGCAACAAAGUAGAUUCAUGUGAAAUGAUAAAUGGACAAAAGAAGAGCAUCAUUCUCCUUAUGGUAGGAAUAUGUGUAUCUAGCAUUGUUCUCUUCGGAACAUUUAUACUGGGAUGGAGACUUAAAGGAAGAAAGCGAGGUAUUGUACAAAGUGAACUGACGAUUAUGGCAAUAUUCGUAUGCUGAUUUUAAUAUUUGUUUUACUCAAUCAUGGAUUAGCAAUGCAAUAUCUUCUUGGCAUCGUUUUGACAUAUUUCAUUCUUCAACUCAAGAUAUACGUAUUAUGAAUUCAAGAGACAACAUAGGUCCUCAAGUGACAGGGCGACAACAAGAUUUGGAUUUGGAGAGGCAUCAAUUCUCGUUCUCUGAAAUAGUAAACAUUACAAGAAACUUUGAGUGUAUGAUAGGCAGGGAAGGUUUUAGAAUUGUCUACUAUGGAUUGUUAAAUGAUGACAGACAAGUUGUAGUAAAGAUGCUUUCCCAAUCUUCCCAAGAAGCAAAAGAGUUUCUUGUAGAAGUAAGUCAUAAAUUAUGGAGAUGGGAAAAUGACUAAAAUAUUAAUAGUUUUUUCCUCAUUUUCCAGGGUUAAAUUGCUAUGUAAUGAUCUAAAAUCAAAACAAUUGAUUUUUUUGAAUUUCAGGCCCAAAUCUUGUCGAGGGUCCACCAUAAAAAUCUAGUGGAUUUGCUAGGGUAUUGUGCUGACAUGAAUAAUCUAGCAGUCGUUUAUGAGUACAUGCCGAAAGGCUCACUCUCAGAUCACUUAUCAGGUUUCUAUGGUUUAUAUAUUUUUAAUAGUUAUGUAUUUUUGUAACACUUUUAUCAUGGAGGAGCAAUUUCUCUCUCUCUCACUCUCUCUCUCUCUCUCUCUCUUUCUAUCUCCUUCUUUUGCUGGCUCGUUGUGCAUGUUGAACACACGUUUACAUGGAAAUAGGUAACAGAGAUGGCAACAUCAGACUAAGUUGGGACAUGCGACUAAGAAUAGCAAUAGAUGUGGCUCAAGGUAUCAAUAUUUCAAAAUACUUUGUAUCUAUAUGUACCUAUUUCCUUUUUCUAGUUUCCCCAUUGAGAUACUACUUAUGAAAUCUUCACUUGUAGGACUUUACUAUUUGCACAGCUUUUGCAAGCCAUCUGUAGUUCAUAGAAAUGUAAGGACAGGAAACAUUUUGUUAAGUGCAAAGCUUGAAGCUGAAUUAGGAGAUUUUGGUUUAUCUAGGCUAUUUUGUCAUGAAGAUAUCACUCAUAUAUCAACUGCAGUUGUUGGCACUCCAAGAUAUCUUGAUCCUGAGUAUGUGAAGUUUUCAAACUUUCAUAUAGACUUUACUCUCGCAAUAGAUGCAAAUAAUGAAUUUUAAAAAUUAUAUUAUAUGAAGUAAACAGAAUUUGGACAUCUUUGGUUACAGGUACUAUCAAACAAAUAGGCUGAACGAGAAGAGUGAUGUAUACAGUUUUGGAGUCGUCCUAUUGGAACUUAUAACCAACCAGCCUCCAAUCAGCCAUGAUGCAUAAAGUGCUCCAAUAGUGCCAUGGGUGCAGUCUAGAUUGGAAAGAGGAGAUGUAUCUAGCAUAACUGACCAAAGAUUAAAUGGAGAUUACGAUCUUAAUUCUUUAUCAAAGAUAGUCCAAGUUGCCAUGGCGUGUACAUCACCUACGUCUGGUAGUAGACCAAAGAUGAGUGAAGUGGUCGUGCAAUUGAAAGAGUGCUUGGAAUCUGUGGUUUCACGUGACAUAUCUGGGAGUUUUAGUAUAUAGGGUCAAAUUCAAAUGAUAUAGGCCCUAUUGUUUUUAAUCCAAGCAUAACUCCAUCAUCAAGUAGUAUGCUCUAUGUUGUCAAAUGAUGUGUUAUGUGUUUUCUUAAUUAGGGAAAUAAUGUUGCCUUUUUGUGUAGGUUUUUAACUUUGUUUCUAAGAAGCCGAAAAACCUAGAAUAUGAAAGUACAAGGGAUUUCAAGAAGAAAGAUGGAAGAUCAGAGGAGAAGAACUAGAAGAAUAGAGAAGCGAUAGAGGAGGAAAGGGGAAAAACAAGAAGUAGUUUCCCUUAUUUGAUAAACCUAGUGUUCAAUCGGUUAUAUAAGUAAGUGAUAUAGAGUUGUUGGAUCUGCUUGAGUUCAUCUUAAUUGUCGAUUCUACUUACUAAAGAUAACAGUGGGUACGUGUCAUUUGUUUCCUUCAACAUCCCCCGCAAGUUGAUGGUCAGAAGAACAUUAAGAUUGUUCUUUAGCCAAUGGAACUGAUUUUUGAGAAGAGGCUUCAUUAGUAUAUCAACAAGUUGAUGUGUGUUAGGUAAAAAGCUGAUUUGAAGCUGUUGGAAAGCAACCUUGUCAUGCACAAAGUGAAAAUCUAUUUCGAUGUGCUUCAUGCAUGCGUGAAAGACUAGAUUUGUCAAUAGGUAGGUGAUGCUGAUGUUGUCACGAAACAAAAUGAGAGUACUUGUUGUAGUGAUGCAAAGCUCAUUAAGGAGUGAUUGAAUCCAAAUGAGCUCCGGUGCUGUAUUUUCUAUGGCUUUGUAUUUUGCCUUGGUGCUUGAUCAAGAGAUGGUAAGUUGUUUCUUGGAAGACCAAGACACGAGAUUUCAGCCAAGGUAAACCAAAUAGCCAUUGAUGGAUUGUUUAUCUUCUUUGGAGUUGGUCUAAUUAGCAUCACUAUAAGCUAUAAGCUAUAGAGGUGAAUCAGAAGUAAAAUAUAGACCAAAGAAAAUGGAUCCUUUUAGAUAUUGCUGGAGAUGUUUUAGAUGAAGCCAAUCUUCAGAAGAGGGAUCAUGCAUCUUCUGGUAGGCUCAGUUGAGUACAUAAGCUAUGUCUGGCUAAGUGAUGGUGAAGUAUUACAGACCCCUUAGGAUUUUACUAUAGGAGGUUAGAUCAGGCUUGGCAUUGUUGAUUUUAAGUUGAGUUGUUGAGAUUGACCAUGGAGUGGAAAGGGGCUUGCAUUGAUCCAUGUGGGCUCGUUGAAGAAUAGUAGUGAGGUACUUGGAUUGAGACAAGAUGAAACUUGUGAAAACUUGCAGAAUUUUUAUACUAAGAAAAUAUUUUUACUUUUCCAAGAUCUUUAAUGGCAAAAGUAUUAUGAAGACAUGAGAUAAUAGAAUUUAUGAAUUGUUGGUUGGGUCCAAUGAGUAAUAAAUCAUCAACAUAUAUAAGAAUAAAAAGAUGUUCAGAAGUAGAGAAAAAAAGAGAGGGAUUAGUUUUCGAUCUAGAAAAACCUAAUUUAAUUAGUUAGGAAGAUAAUUUCGAAAACCAAGCUCUCGGGGCUUAUUUAAGACCAUAAAUAAACUUGUUUAAUUUACAAACAUGAUGGGGUAAGAGAGAAUUUUGGAAACCUUGAGGUUAGACUAUGAAGAUAUUUUUUAUCAAAUCUCUAUGUAGGAAGGCAUUUGACACAUUCAAUUGGUGGAUGUACCAUUUUUUACUACUAGCAAUAGAGAAGAGAAUUCUUACUGUUGUGAUUUUGAUAACAAGAGAAAAGGUAUCAAAAUAAUCGAAUCCUUCUUGUUGGGAGUAGCUUUUGGCUACUAAUUGGGCUUUAUAUUUGUCUAUAGAGCCAUCAGAUUUUAAUUUUAGCUAGAACACCCAUUAACAGCUUAUGAUAUUAGUAUUGGAAGGUUGUGGAACUAAUGUCCAAGUGUUGUUAUUAAUUAAGUCAUCAUUCUCGAAGUUCAUGGCUUGUCUACGGGGGAUGAUUCCAAGCAGAAGUGAAAUUAUUUAGUUCUUUAUGAGAUAAUGUAAGAUGAUAGCAUUGAGGAAGAGGAUGUUUUGUGGAUAAUGUUGCUAAAUAGGAGGAAGCCAUAGGGACAGUGGUAGUGUCUCUAUAAAAGGUACUAAUCCUUUAAAAUUUUACAAGUGGAGUGGAAGAAGUUGUUUGAGAGUUCUGGUUUACUAGUGUUUGGAACGGUGACUUAGUCAACGGUGAUGAAUUGUGCAGGGUGAUGGGUGAAGAUGAGGUAGGGUCUAGUCAAGAGGUAUUUUUUGAGGAAUGUAUUGAUGAGGCUUCUCAAAUGGGAUGUGGUAUGACUAGAUUUUGAUUAGUCAUAGGUUCUAAGGUAGGUAUUGACCUAAUAAGAAUGGGAAUAGAGAUUGAAUAUUAGUUAGAAGUUUGGAUUCGAAUUGAUGUAUAUAUUGGAUAUGAUCUGGGAAUGCCUCUAUCAGUUGUGGAAGAUGUUGUGGGAGUGUGAGAUGUGGUGGAAUGUGGGAAGACAUUUUCAUAGAAGAUGACAAGUCAAAAUAUGUAAAUUAUGCCUAAUUGUAGAGACUUAGAUUGAUAGUCAUGGUGCUGGGAGCUAUAGCCUAAAAGGAUACAAGCUUCAGAUCUAUUAUCUAGCUUGUGUAGGGCAUAAGGUCUAGUGUAAGGGUAGCAUAGGCAUCCAAAGGUUUUAAGGAAGAGAUAAUCCGGGUUGAUUUUGUAUAAGACUUCAAAAGAACUUUUAAAUUUUAAGAUACGUAGUAGGCAUGCAAUUUAUGAGGUAAGUGGUAGUACAUAUUACUUCAUCCCAAAAUUCAUGAGACAUGAAAGCUUGUUUUAGGAGAGAUAAGGUGGUUUCUACAAGGUGUCUAUGUUUUCUCUAAACAAUACUAUUUUAUUGAGGAGUAUGUGGCAAGAUAUCCUAUGACGAAUCCCUUAUUCCUUAAAAAGUUUGGUCAACGCUUGAAACUCACCACCCUAAUUAGUUUGAAAAUAAUUUUUUUGAAUAAAUAAUCGUUCAACUUUAGCUUGAAAUUCUUGAAAGGUUUGACAUACAUCAGUCUUAUUUUUAAGUGGAUAUAACCAGGUAAAUUUACUAUAAUCAUCAAUAAAUAUCAUGCAAUAUAAAAAACCGAAAUGCGAGGCAAUUGGUGAUGGACCCCAUAGAUCUGAAUGAAUUAAUUCAAGGGGUUUAGUGGUGGUAUGAGAAGAAUUUGGAAAAGAAAAUUUGUGAGACUUUGAAACAUGACAAGCAUAACAAAAGUUAUUUUUAGGAAGAUGAAACAAAAGAAAGACCAUGUUCAUUGAUCAAUUUGUUCAAAAUUCAGAAUUGAGGAUGUCCUAAGCAUUGAUGCCAAGUGGAGAUGGUUGUUUUCUCCCCCAAGUAGGCUGAUGGCUGAAUGUGAGGUUGUAGGAGAUAGAGACCAUCUUCAAUUGUCCCUCAGAGGAGGAUUUUGUGGGUUUUCUCGUCCUUCACAAGGUAAAAAUUAGCAUCGAAUUUGAUAAAAAUAUCAUUAUCAGUUGUAAAUCUUUUAACAGAUAAUAAAUUUUUCUUAAUGUGAGAAACAUGUAAGAUAAUAUUUAAUUUUAAAGGAGAAGAAUGAGUUUUUAAGACGGUAGAUCUAGUGGAGGAGAUAGUCAUACCUAUGCCAUUACCUACUUGGAGCUGAUCACAACCUUGAUAUGGAGUGUGAUAUUGAAGAGUGCCUUGAUCAGAGGUGAUAUGAUGUGUGGCACCACUAUUUAGAUACCAAUUUGAAAGAGUCGGUUGUGCAUCGUAAGUAGUGGCCAAGUAUGUUUGAGGUUGAGGGUUGAGGUGUGGAAGAUUCAGAAUAGGUAGGUGAAAGGAGAAUUAUUGUUAUUUUCGAGUGAUGUGACUUAGUCAUUGUAUAGUAAAUCACGCAAGUUUAAAAUUUAUAAAACUAAAAAAUACUAAUUUCUAGAUAUUUAGAAGUAUUUCUGAAUAAAUAUAUCAAUUAUAAUUUAAUAAAAUUUCUAAAAAUAGUGAUAAUUUUCCAAGUUGAUCAUAAGGAUGUAAUAUAAUAUUAGGUAAUUGUUUAGAAUUUUACUUAAAGAAUAUGAUUUUCUAUGAAUUUUAUACAAGAAAAUAAAAAUAAAAUAUAUUUAAAAUUCACGAAAAAGAGAAAUAAGGGUGCGGAUGUCAAGAUGACAUCAGCACCUAACGAACGCGAAUUGGGCAGAAAUAGAGGUACGUCCAGCAAUUCUUACAUAAGCGAUUAUAGACAAUUUAAUUGAUCAAAUUAAGAUCUAUAAAAGCCAGAAGAAUCGUAAUUGAAUGAAGUAUGACUUGAUAAUUUGAAUCACACAAAUUAUUAUUAAAUAAAGUAAAAAUUAAGUUGAAAGCAAGAAAAUAAAGUUUUGGUGUCGCGGCAACGAUACAUCGGCGAUGUACUGGAAUCUUGAGUAUUCGAGAGGAUCGUCGUGUAGUGUCCAUAGCCUCAAAGGCUCUUCUUGGACAAUGAUGACGUGGGCAAUCUCCAAAUCCCUUUGCGAAGUUUAGAGAUCAAUGAAAUGGGUUGUCGAAUCGUCACUAGUAACUGUCACCCGACGGAGCAGAAAAAUGGUAACUUUGUAGCUCUCUGACGACUGUCACCCAAUAGAGAGGAGUUGGAUAGAAGUGGGAUGCAUGUUAGGGAGCUUUAUCUUUAGGUCCACACAGCAAGAGAAGGCUCUUCAUUGUAUUCGGUACGCUCUCAAGAGGUGGUGACUUGUCUCAUAGAGGAUCAUCCUCUUCUCGAUGAUGGCUUGUUUGUCAGUUAAUCAAAGAUGAUUUAUUAGAUGGAUUCACGAUCCUUUUAUCACAAAUCGUUCAACAAUUUUAGUAACAAUACUCUAUGAAUCACGUUGACGAGAUUUUUGUCGAUGAUUCAACAAUUCUGACGGCUUAAUCUUUUACCAGGAAUUUAUAGAAAAGUCACGAUAAUCAGAUAAAAAUACGAAUUUUGGCUAUGGGAAGAUUUGAACCUACGCUGGUUGUCCGCCUAUAUGAGAGAGAUUAAAAUAAGUACUCUAAUGCCCUUAUCAAGUGACGUCAUCAUGGUAUAUCUUUAUUAUAAAGAAGGGAUAGUUUAGGUAUUCAAAUCUUCGAAGUUUUUUAGGGGAAGGUGUGAUGCGAGUUUAAUCCUACAUCGCUUGUGCGCCGAAGUUUUGGGUGAAUAUAUAGUAAUAUCACAUUUCUAAAUAAUGAGUCUCUUUCUCUUGCGUGUAUGACCACUUUCUUAUCCCACAGCCGACUGACCACUAGUGAUGUGGAAGGGGAGUGACACACGCGUGCCCCCAUCUGUCCUAGCCGCUCAAGCCCUUGCUCACGGCUCCCCUUGACUGUGCUUCCGACCCGCUUAUAGGUUUGGCUGGCCAGCAAGUCCUCCCCUUUUGCUAUAUUUUUAUUUUAAUUUCUUCCUUUAUCUAAAAAAUAGGACUAUAAAAAUUAUAUAAAUUCAUAAAAAAUCACAUAAUUAGCUAAAAAUUUACGUUAAUCAACUGAAAACUACUUUUCAUAAUUUAACACAAAUAUAAGUCUAUUUAUCAUGAGUUAAGACUAAAAAUAUAUUAUUUACUAAUUAUUAACUCAUGAUAAUGAAGACUUAUUAUUGGGGAACAAAGGUGGGGUUGAACUUUUCUUGGCAUUGAAAAACUCUAUGUCCAAAUUAUUAGUAGAGUUGACAGCAAGAUUGUCAAUUGCGAUUACCUCUACCUCUUUUGCUAUGAUUGUUCCUUGAUCUUCUAUUUGUGGAUUACCAAUUGAGAUUUGGGUUAUUAUUUUUAUCAGAUUGAGUAGUUUGUGCUAAAUUUACCAAGGGUGCUAUAAGAUCGGUGAUGGAAUUUUGGCUAUGUUGUUGAUGAUAGGUGAGAUUGGCUUUAUAUGAGCAAAGGCUUGCUAAAAUCUCUUCAAAACUAAGGUGAUCGAGAUUGGCAUUGAUGCUAAUGUUGAAGGCUGAAUACUUUGACUCGAGUCCUCAAAGGAAGGCACAAAUUUGUGAAGUUUCAUCCACUGGUUUAUCAGCUAAAGAUAAUUCUUUGGUAAGCUUUUUGAAAUUGUGAAUGUAUUCUUCAAUGGACAAAUUGCCUUUGAUGGUGUUGUGAAGGCAACAUUGAAGAUCCAUGAUUCGAGAACAAUCAAAGGAAGAAUAGACUUUUUGUAUAGCAUUCUAAAGAUCCUUGGAUGUAGUUUUGGUGUCAAGCUUGGAGAGCACGAUCUUGGAGAUGGAGUUCAUGAACCCUAAGACUUGUUCAUCAUUACGCCAUCAUAGUUGAUACAUCAGAUUGGGUUCAUGAUUGAUCAGUUGCAAUGGUGGAUCUUGAUCAAUGUAUUUGUGUAGAUCGUAGCUGUUUAGCAAAGGAAGAAUAUAAUUUUUUCAUAUUGAGUAAUUUUUGCUAGAGAGUUUGACAGUAAUAGAGAGUCCAAUGGGAACGGCUAUGGUGAUUGAAGGCGCGGCGAUGGAGACUAUUUGAGAAGACGUUGCCAUAGUCUUUGAUAACACCUUUGGCUUUGAUACCAUGAAAGCACAAGAGACUUCAAGAAAGAAAGAUUGAAGAUCAGAGAAGAACUGGAAGAACAGAGAAACGAUAGAGGAAGAAAGGGAAAAAAGAAGAAGUAGUUUCCCUUGUUUGAUAACCGUAGCAUACAAUCGGUUAUAUAGGUAAGUGAUAAUACAGCUAAAGCUGUUGGACCUGCUUGAGUCCGUCUUAACUGUCAAUUCUGCUUACUAAAGAUAGCAGUGGGUAUGUGUCAUCUAUUUCCUUCAACAUAAUAUACUGUUGGCUGUUUAUGUUUCUGAAUUUCAAACAAGGGAAUGUGGAAGGGUCACAAAAAUAAUAUCCUUCUGCUAGAUAUAUCUUACACGUUAGUUUAUUAUAUUUUAUUUAGUGCACUUCCCCUAUAUCUUAUGACCUUAAAUUUUAGACAGUAUUCAGGUAAUGACAGCCAAGUUAAUUGGUGA